AUGGAACACGAGUUUAACCUCGCAGCCACUGAAAUAGUCGUCCACGCCGGAAACAAAACAGGUCGAGAUUCGAUUGAAGCCUGGGCCUCGGAUGAGAACCUAGCCAAUCGAUUUAUCGAUCUGGCGCCAGCAUACAGAACCCUGCGCAGUCACCUCCAGUCUUACGCCGUCGCUGUAUGAGUGGCCCACAUACCUUAUAACCGUCCCUUGUUCUAUCGUUGCUACUACCUCUGCUGAUGGACUCCUGCACGAGUUUGAAGCUCAGAACAAUAGGCAAAAUGUUCCGGCCCUCGAUUAUCCUUCUUUUUCACUUAUACGAACACCUGGAACUCGAACAUUUGCCUUCAUUCAUGUAGGUAAAGCUAACAGUGGGAACCCAUGCCUGCGACACACCAGUGCUUUUCUCACUUUAUCAGAUCUGACGCGCUCGAAUCUAUCAAGGGAUCCUAAGAUUCGUGGUUUGGACGGUUGCCAACUGACGGACUACCUCGAUUCUCAUAGGAGCAUUUUAGAAUGGCUGAAGGAUUGCAUCGGCCCCUCCUUAAUGUGGGCCUUACGGGGACUUUCACUUAUGUGGAGUCCAAGCGGCUCUCAGAUCAGCAUGGGACAUGCAGCUGGGAACAGGUCAAGUGUGUAACACACGCAGAUGGGCUGUUUAAGCUCCGAGCUGUUCUCACAGAAGCUGUAGGGACCUGGCCUUGGGUUGCCAUCUUGGGCGGACUGUUUGACUUCGCUAGCUACUGCGUCCGAGCCUAUCUUCGACCGUCUUAACAUUGUCUUGCCAUCGAAACAAAGUGUGCGAGGGAGGAGCUAGUGUGGUAAAUGCGUUGCAAGUCCGUCCCGCCAUAAGUUAAGUCGUUCAUAAGUCACCACUACUAGGUCCACAUUCUGUAGCAGUAGUAGAAGUCACCGCCUGCGGCGGUUAGGCCUGAAAUUUUCAAAUAAUUAUACGACAGAGAAUGACUAUUGCUGCAGGACGCGCGACCAUAAAGCGUCCUCUACAAAGUCCGCAGUGCUGCCGAUCGGGUAUGCCCUAUACUAUCAGUCCGUUUCCACUAAGUGCGACAGCGAUAAUCAAACAACACCACUGAAACGAGGGACUUUAUUCUUCUGACAGGGUAAAACAUCACAAAAGUGUUUGAGUAGUAAGUUCGUGUGUCAGGGACGGGGAAAGGGAAGGAGGAAGAGAAUGUACAGGGUAAAUCAUGACGCACCUAUCUCUCGACAGUCGUAAUCCGGGGCUGUCGCCGGCGCCGCCUCGGGACCCCGUCCUAACAGGCCGGAGUACCGCAUGCCGUUCAACUCAAGCGAGAUGCGCGGUGUGGAGGGUUGCCAUAAUUAGAUCCGCAUGGACGCAUUUUGGAAUGGCUGGAGGACUGAGGGCAAGGCUGCAGUACCCACUUGCGCGUGAGCGUGUAGACCAACCCUACAACUAUGCGAGUCGUUGUCCCUGAGCCCACCUCCAGUCAUCCUUAUUUUUUGCCAUCGGAGCCAGGCGGAAGAGGGAGGAGGGAGUGCGAUAUGUGCUGUGCAAGUCCACCCUACUACGCACUAACUCACGCCCAAGCCCCCCGUUGCUGGGUCGUUUCACAUUUUAUUCGAUGGCCUUGGUUAACUUCCCGUUUAUUUACGUUGUGAACCUGCAUGGUUUAGCUGUAGAAAAACCCUUCUAUGAUUCGGCUUUUCAAAUCACGGGAUCUUGAGGCCUUUGGAAAUGCCGCAAAGGAGACAUUAGCCGUGGACUUUGAAGGCAGCACACUUCAACCUCCAGUAGGUACGUUAAAAUGAUCCCAUAUGGGUCAUAGUCGAACAGCAAUUUAAGGCAAAACAGUAUUACAUAUAUAUCAGAGAGAGACUGGUUAUGUUGAGGGCGAGCUGCAAAGAACCUUGAAGUGUUUUAGGGUAAGAGGAUACCAUACUAACAGCGCAGGUACUAGCCAAAACUGAUGGACUUCGGCUUAAAUAUUCAUACAUAAAACUUUGGUCUGAGCCCAUAGACCUAUGAUAUACCGGUCUACUCAAAGUCUGCAGUUGAUUUUUGAGGAAAUUAAAAAGCAAUAAUUUCUAAAUUGCAGUAUCUACCAGAAAGCAGCCGCAAAUGCUGGGGGACCCACUGAUGAGCCGAAGCCCUCACAGCUGUGACACGCAGUGGCAGAAUAUCGGCGAAACACGCGUGUAUUGGCCUUUAUCUGCUACCUGUGUUGUUAUUAUGGUAUCCCCUUACCCUAGCUGCCUGUCGGCGGUCAAUGAAUAUUACGCUGCUAGCUGCUAUGGCUGAUGAACUUCGGCUAAAAUGUUCAUAACAAAACUUCGGUCUGCGCUUAUAGACCUACAAUACACUGCUCUACUCCAAGUUCGCAGUUAAUUUCUAAGGAAAUUAAAGAGCAACAACUUGGACAAUUUCCCAGUCAAAGAUGGGACACAAAGAGGUCUGGGAUCUAUCGGACAGAAGUAGAACACAUGCGAGUGUGAAGGAGUGGGCGAAGGCCGGCGACCAUAUUGAGGAUCGUCGCUCGAGGUGUGUUUAGGCAUCAGUCAAACUGAUGCGACUGGUGCGUGAGGGAAAGAGAGGAGAGAAUGAGACGGACUCUGGGGAAUUCAUCCCCUUGACUCAACAGCGCAAUUCCCACUAGAAAUAAGUUUGACGUGCUUGCAUCCAACACGGUGUGCUAGAAGUCGUGGCUUGGAGAUCUACCAUAUGACGGGAUAGCUCGAUCCUCGUUGUCACUGAUGCUUGUAUGUGCAGUGCCCGAUUGGAGGAGUGAGAUUCAUGUCCGAUGGACCUUUUUUAACGUGUUUUUUUAUGCCACUCUCAAGCAAGUGGUAUUCAGGUCUUUUAUCAGUAUUGGGGAUCGGAUCGCGUGUGGUACUCGCAGACGCACUGCUAAAAUUUGUCGCCCGAGCCCAAUUCCGUUCGUCUUGACGCUGCUAUUCAACCAGAGCAGGGUGGGCGGGGUGAGUGCGGUAGAUGCUGCGCAAGUCACCGGUGUUGCGCGAACUCUGCCGCGCUCGUGAUGGACAUCGUCACCUGCGGCGGACGAAUUAACUUGGAUGGCGAGAUCACAGAGGUCGGUUACACUGUCCUGGUCCCAAGUGUAAGCGCGAUGUUGGCACUGCAAGUGACGUAGGCCGAAGGAGGAUGCUAAAAUCGUUAGUGGGAAAGUAGUUUAAGCUAAAACGGAGAAGGGCAAUCAGAUGUUUCGGAUUAGAGGUAGGGUCAGUUUCAGGGUCUGUGGUAGUGUCAGGCUGAGAACUGAGUUUAGGGUUAGGGUUUUUCAAGUCUAAGAGGGCCGGUUAGAGUUAGGGUUCGGAUUGUGGUUUAGGUUCGCGUUAAGUGUUAAGGUUGGGGUUAGGGUUGCGGUCAGGGUUAAGAUUUGGGUUUGGAUUACGGCCGAAGUUAGGAUUUGGCUUAGGGAAAGGGUUAGGGUUAGGAUUUGGGUCAGAGUUCAGGUUAGGCAUAGGAUCAGGGAUAGGGUUUUUAUAGGUUUACGGUCAGGUUAAACGUUAAGUUUAGGGUUAACGUUAGGUUAAUAAUUACUUUUAGGAUUAGAUUUAAUUUUGAGGUUAUUUCGAGGUUUGCUGUUAGGUUUGAGGUGUUGUUGCCCCGCGCGUCCCGUCAGUCAGGUCUUUUUCGAGGAUUCUAGGCUUUCUUUCAAUCUCAUGGCUGAUUUGUCAUACAUCAGGCUGCCUUUUCUGUUUUAACUUGGGCUAGUUUCCCGCUAACGAUUUCAGCAUCUCACUUCGGCUUACUUUACUUUCAAUGUCCACAUUGCGCUUACAUUUGGGACCAGAACAGUGUAAGCGACCCUUGUUGGUAAAAAGUAUCCGACGCAGUGCAUCUCAGUGAGUCCUGCGUCGAACAAGUUGCGAGUGUGGAGUUCUACUCUGCUUAAUUCUACGAAGCAACAUUAGCGUCAGACCUUGUUGGAUGCUUGAAGAUUUAUAGGUACAUGCAAAGGAACAAAAAUUACCUGGCGGCUGAUUAAUAUUCAUCGUGCAGGAGUAAUGGAAAGGUUUACAUCCUGGAGAGAGGGAAAUGCUCUCUGAAGGUGGUAAGAAUGGAAGAUGAUAUGGGGCUACUGGGACAACGAUAAAGCGCUGAACUCGAGGCUUUAUAUUCCGUCGAUAUUAUUCACCCCGUAUUUUAAGGGCAUGAUGUUCGUGAUUGGAUUUCCCAAAAGGAGGCAUGUUGAUUUAAAAGAAGUGAAUGGUAAGCAAUAAAAAAGUUUUUUUGGUAACGAGGUGAUCAUCGUUUGUUAAGAGCAGAUCACUAUCCCCACUCCUCCCUCGUUAAUAUUUUUAAUACACAGAUUAAUCCAUUUGCGCUCCAAGGGACUUCGGUCCUUACGUCUUCCUAAAUCAUUACAACUUUGCUAGCAAGAGCGAGUUGUAGUUUAUUUUUCGGGGUAAUGGACCAAGCCUUUGAAAACCCUACUGUUUACCCCCCCCCCGGUGUGUUAUAUACAGUUGCACAUGCCUUCUUGAAAUUUGCCACCAUUGAAAAAGUAUUCAUGUAAUGUAAGUAGCACUGUUUUUGCGCCGAUACAUGCGAAGAUGCGAGCUCCAGGAACUACUUGAUAAGAAGUGGAAGCGAUCGCGUUUACUUCUUUUCAGUAUUGUUUUUAAACAAAAUGUCUAAAUUUGACGUGGUAUUUAGUUCAGGUCAAGUGUCGGUGGAAAAAAGUGGCGCAUAUAAUCAUCCGGGCGUUUUUAAGGAGCUGCAUGGAUGUCGCUCCACAGCUGAUUGUCGGAGAUUGUUCCACUAUUCCACCACCCUUUGCGCAAAGGAUCUGGGUAGAAGAUUCAGCAUGAACAUAGUUGCGCGUAGCUUUGUUGAGUGUCUACGAAGGUGAGAUGAAGGGCGCCACUGAACCAUGUCCUCGAAACGCAGUCCAUUUCAAGGACAUAUGCUAUCUCCUAAAUUAAGACCAUCCUAUUGUUGACUGUAUCCUAGGGGGAAUAGAUGAAGGCACUCUCGUCUUCCAAGAUAGGAUCAACAUUUCAAACCUUUUACUGGCUUGAUCACACAACGCUGCACUUGCACUUAACGCAUUUUAUUCUUUGUGAGUCAUGGCCGCCCAGUCUUUAUGCCAUAUUUUAGUAAAGGUCAAAACGAAGAUGGUGUAAAAUUUCCCAGGAAAGUCUUUGUCGAAAGCUAAAAAAUUCAAUAAAUUCAAAAAUAAUCAAAUUCCUUCCUGUAUCUUAGGGUGGCGGGACUGCCACCUAUGGCAAUAUAGUCGCGAAGGUCAGAUAUUUAUGCAUGUCAGUGGCUAUCAGAGAAACCCUCACAACCAUCUUCUUUCCAACAUGCGUUCCAUGCGUUAGUGGUAGGACAUUGUCUCCCCCCCAAAACGGGCCACGUGGUAGAUACGCCGGACCAACGCGGGGGCCAUAUCUGACUCUGGCAGGCGUUAUCGGAAUGCAACUCAUAAAAAUUCCAACAUUUCGGCGUCCGGUGGCAGACCCGGUUGCCGGCAGACAUCGCGCACACUGGGACCCCCACCGCCUUCCCUCCCAUUGUUGUUGUUGAUCAAAAACCUGGUCAUUUUCUGUGUGGACGAGGGGGUGUGGAAUUCAGAGUCAAGGUGCGGACUUGACCGUGCCAUCCACCUGCUCCCUUUCCCACCUCCGAUCUUAUUGACUUCGUCUUUAUCCUAGAUUCAGAUGGGGUAGGAGGAACGAGCGCGGUAGAUGUUGUGCAAGUCUACAUUCAGUUCAUUUUCAGUUUAUUAAGGGAAAUAUAGGCGAGCGCCUUUGAACUCCCUAUUGGUUACAAGUCGUCGGAGAAAAACAUUGAUAAGUGGGAAGGUGGAAAAGGGCUUUUGUACAUAAUCGCUGACAGCUAGUCAAAAAAGAGUAAUCAGUAACGUUUACUAACUAUUCACAAGUAGUAUAAACAAGUUUAAAUUGGUGCCAGGUUAUGUGAGUGGAUGUAAGGCUGGUAACUGGGAAGCUUGGUGCGCAUCAAGUCUACACUUAAAGGAAUUCACACAGGAGGAGGUUGCAACAUCGCGCAAAAGUCCCCGUUCCUGCUCUCACCUUGCUGCGGGGCACAUGGUAGACAUCGUCAGCAACGACGGUCGAACUGCCGGUAGGACAUCAAUUCGAAAUUUCUUAAAAAGAAGCGAAAGAGUUUGCUCAUUACAUUGACAGACGCCUAAACCACUUUCAGCGUAUGAGAAACAGGGUAUUAAUGACCACCUUCCGUUACGUACAAACAAAAUUAAGGGCUGGAAAAGGUUCACUCUGCCCGCAAACGACAAAGAAUAUGACUAACGCCAAGGAAGCUGACAUCUCUUUCGCUAAUUCUGCUCCGCAGUCUUUUGUUCCUCCUUGGUAGGCGGCCUGAACUCAUUUUUGGAUGCUGUUCUUAUACGUUGUGUCCUUGGUCUGUCAAAGGUAAUACCCUCUUAAAGGGGGUACAACGGAAAUGCUCCCCAUGGUCAAAAUUAUACUCCGCCGGAUGGGACUUAAAUGACACCAUUCUACUUCUCCCCCGUGAGCAGUAGAGAGGUGACAUUAUAACGUAAUUUCACCAUCUUCAAAAGGAUUGGGCCAAGUCUUGCGCCCAAUGCUCUCCACUGGAUUCAAUUCACAUAGAUUCACAGUCAUGGCUUAAAAGUUUUAACUCAGAUCAUGUCAGGCCGGCCAGGAACAGGACGCACCGUUCCUGUCGUCCGGCGAUCACGCCUGACAAAGAACCGUAAACCCGCCGAUCAGUCUCGCCAAACAAGCCCACGUGCGAGUCGGCAAUUAGCACACCACCUAGUUACGUGAGAUCCUCAGGGGUCGACAACACGCGAGGGUCUGCCCACGCGGGGACGUUUAGCACUGAACCAGUAGGAACAGGCAAACCAGACAAGGGCAGAAGGACUGGGAGCUGAUGUACACACAGAGUGACUGUCACAGUGAAGAGGCUCUCUGCUAUCCUGUCUGUCCUCUAUUUCGCACAAUAUUCGAGUCAAACUACUGGAGUUAUAAUAGAUUACAGGAUUACUAAAAAUGGUACCUCAAUUCUUUGACUGCCGAGGAUGGUUUUGAGUCCUCUCUCAGCGGGCGAUCCAUGAAGAACCAAGAAACUAUAAAUCAUUCUAAGUGCGACUGAUGUGAAGAUACCGACUGAGACGGGAGAGACUGGGACGCCCGUUUUUGAUCUACCCGCCAUCGUCAGCCAGCAGUGUUUCGCCGGGGGGGGGGCGGGUGGUGGGUUGAGUGCUCUGGAUUACAUUCCAAGGAGCCAUGCAAGAAGCAAAUCCUACAUUAUGAUCAGACUGGGGAAGCUUCCCUCCAUUUUGAUAGAAAAAACUGUAACGGCAGACAGGGGCGAGGUUGGCGGGAAGUCAAAAAAGAAGACGAAACGGCGAUUUGCGGUGUUGUGCUUCGGACGAGCCAGACCAGAAGGAGGGUUCAAACAGAGUUGAGAAGACGACUAGAAUGAAUGUUGUAUCUACCCCAGAACCGCAGCAGUGAAGUGCUCAAUAAUUCCUUUUGACCGCCGUUAUGCCCGUAUUCAUUGAGACUAAACGCUUCCCGUCCCCAUUCACCCUAUUUCACUAUAUAAAUCUCUUGUGUACAGACCGUUCUCCUUCUACUGAGUUUCGCACUAGCUUGAGUUUCGGAUUGAAGAAUGAGUGACGCUGACGAUGCAUGCAAUUCAGAGUUCACAUACGGUACUGAGCCCAAGCCAGCAGCAGCCGGAAAUAUCAUUGCAGUAAAUAAGACAGGACAAGUGAGUGGCCCGUCUGCUACAAACAGGUUUUGCGAGGGAUUGGACACACACCGAUCGAUUAGCCUCUACUUGACCUCUAUUGCCCAUUAAACGGAGUUUGUCUCAGAAACUUAAUGGCUCGCUGUUUAGUCAUUCCUGUAUGAGACAAUAUCCAAUCUACAGCGACAGCCAAGACCAGGUGGCGAGGCGCCGGUGAGCCUCGGUUCGAUCAAGUGCUUAUUAUGCGGCUGAGAGAUCACAUCUGUUGACAGUCUGCGCCUUGUACGUACCCAUGUGUUCUUUUAGUUCCAGGUGGCUGUCAAGAAAAUGAUUGGCUGAAUGGGGACAGCGUGCGUCUUAAACAGUCUCACUCUGCCCACCUACUUGUCGAUGCCCCACAAACAAAAAGGCCUGAUAUCCUGAAGCGCGAGAUUCCAUAAAUAGGCGAAUUACUCAUGGCCUGGAAGGCGCGUGGCAACCAUUUUGCCAUACCAUUUAUUUGUGCGCGUUUUUGUCUAAAAACUAACUAUUCCGUUUGUUAACAAUCUUUUGGCCUUGCCUCUACUGACUUUCAUUUAGCAUAAAGUUUAUUAAUCGUUAUGAGCGUGUGAUUCGGCCUUCAGCUGUUCGACCCCGUAACGCGAAUCUGUAUUUUUUUGUGUGUUUUCAUCGACCGACCAGAGUUUAGUAAAACCCAGGUACAGGCAUAUCCCCAUGCCGAAAUUUACGACCUCGAAAGGUUAGCACGCGGCUGGUAAGUACAAUUGCUGGCAUUGCCGGCUAGACCGCCUGUACGCUCUCCGGCAUCAGUAAUGUUUGUCCAAAUAAAUCUGCCUUCGCUGGCUUUUGAUUUGGGAAACUUCGCGAUGUCCACAAUUGCACGUCGAUAGAUGAUAGGCCAGAAGGCGUACGCUGGUUUAUGAGGAAGAGGUCGGCAGACGCAGAUUUUUUGGCUGCUGUGGGGGGGGGAGGGGAAAGACCACAGGUGGUGUAGAGUUGCCCGUUGCUUCAUGGGAGGGGGACGAGCAACGGAUCAUCCACCCUGGCGAUCGUGGUCAUCCUUGUCUGUCCUUAAAGAAAUCAAAAAGUACUGCUCUUAUGCUCAUUUAAAGCAAACCAUUAUCGGCCCACUAUGAGUCGCACAAAUUUAACAAAUUUGGCACUGUUGGUACAGACGUUGGGAGCCAAGUCAAGGCUCAUACGUUUAUGUAAGGUGCAGGAGAUUUUCGCAAGUCAAUGCCUAGCAAUCAACUGGAAUAAAAGUAUUUAUGCGAAAUGAGCAGACCCGCAAUUAGCAGCGGAUAAUAAGCACUCAAUCAAAGCGACGAAAUGGUAUGCAAUCAGUGUUUCGUUGUUUUUAUAGGUCAGUAUACUUUAAGGGUAAUAGGCAAUGCCUUUGAAAACCCUCUCGAAAGCUGUAUAUGAAAUAUCUAAAGUUAAAUAAACAUGGUACUAAAAUAAUGUCAGUAAUAUACAUUUAGAUGUAGACGAUAUCGGUAAAAUGAAAUGACAAUCAUCCGCACUAGUGCUAGUUGUAUGGAAGGCGUUGGUUUGGCACAACAGAGCUGUUAUGUCCAGACAAGCGAUAUUUUUCAAGAAAAUAUACAUCUAGUCUUUGCGUGAAUGUCUCUUGAGAAUCCGCCAUUAUCGCGUCCUCGAGAAGCCCGUUCCAGGCACCGACGACUCGCUGUGAAAAAAGAAUCUGCGAAAGUCCAGGCGGCAUCGGGAUCCUCUAAGUUUUAGAGGGUUCCCACGCAGGUUUGCUGUUGUGGCUUGGACGAAGAAAUCGUCGAGGUUUAGGGCACAGUCCCGGUUUCUCAAUAUCCGAUGCGCCUGCAGGAGAUCUCCAUGAAUCUGCCCGUAUUCAAGAGGAAAUAGUUCACUAAGUCUGCAUUUGUAACGUACAGUCUUGAGGCCUUUCAAAAUUUUUUUCGCUCUUCUCUGAACUCCUUCUAGCAACUUAUAGUCUUUUUUAGCCACGGACGCCACGCUUAGAUUCCAUCUUCCAUAUUAUGUUAUUUUUGGUGUCACGCACGAGGUAUCAAUAUCAGUUGCCAGUGUCUGUAAAUAGCUCCAGCUUGCAAAAUUAGUCUAAAUCAAUUGCCUAGUUACCCUACUCAGUUCUGCCACGGUGACGAAGACGAUUCUCGUGUCGGAUGAUGCCUGAUCCCGGAGGUAUAAUGCGUCGUUAGGAGGCCACCUGUUUCUGUUUUUAGUAACUCCUACCUGUAUAUAUUUUCGGUCGCUCGGGGGGGGGCUGUCUGCGAAGACUCCAGUCUGAGCCCCAAGACGCAGUGGGCUGAACACAUUACUUCAUACCAACAAUGCCUCGACUGUGACGGUGGAGUAGUCAGGGUUGGUUCCGGUGAUGCUAGAGUAUUCAUCGUGGCUCUAUGUUCUCGGGUCUUGUUCGUUUGUUGUUCGGCGAACAGUUUGUACGGGACAUUCUCCUCUUCAUUGUUUGCAAGGAUGUCCGCGGAAUAUGGUCUUGGAUAACAUUUUUUCGCGCUAUAUUAUCUUUAGGCGAGGAUUACGAGAUUUCAGCAAAAAUGUCAUCCGAUAAUGGCAAAGUACGCCUCCCAGGAAGCGUAAACUAAGAAAUGGAGUCACCAUUAGGAUGAGACUGUUUAGGAUUUAAAUUAUGCAACGACAUUUGCUGUCAUUCACUACCAAAGGAUGGCGAGUCUGCCACGCAGCCAAAGCCAUUGCGGGGUGGGGGUCAGUUCUGUUUGAGUGUGUCAAUUUGCGCCUUUAGGUAACCGUGAGCCUAUAUGGUUCACUGCAUAUGCCGGAACGCCAAAAGCCGGAUGCAGCGGUGAAUUUCCACGCAGCUGGUGGUCGUUUUCAGCUACUUGGUGUGUUUGUCCGCCCAGGUAGCGUUCGUAAGGUAGCACAUGCCCAGCCCAACUGGAAAUGGUGUACACAAGUGAAAAGUUAGAGUUAGAGAUAUGUCCUGCUCUACGCAUCUCAAACUCGGUUUAGAAAUAUCCAAAACUUGGUAUUCCAAGAAGAGAUUCCAGUUCGGGCGAAACCUAAGUUGGCAAACAGAAACUGUGCCUGUACCAAUAAAAGUGCAUCGUGAGUCCCUAGAAUGAGCAGCAUUUUAUAGCUUUCCGGCAGAUUUAUAGGGUUUUCCUGACGAGAAAAUCUACACCCCUCCGUUUUUGCUUCCAUCCUUAAGCGGAGCUUUUAGUCUGUAGCAGUUAGUUUUUUACAGGUAGCAACCAAAUACUUCGAAACUCCUGUCUAAAUGUUUUCGUGUCGUAGACAACUGCACGUACAUUGUAAAAAUUGUAACGAUUUAUAUUGUAUUCACAAAACUAAAGUAGUAUUGUUUCCGAAGCGUACGUUCGUGGCGAAUCUUCGCUAAGAUGGGAUGAGAUUCGAAGUUGAAGAGAAACAAAGAAAUAGGACUGACUAUAAAACAAAUUUGCCAAUAAAUCUACAAACCAUUGCCUCUGAGCAUCCUAGACUCAGAUUUUCCAGUCUCUAAGUCCAUUAACUUUCUGGUCCUCCGAAAAAAACCCACCAGCAUUUUAUCGUGAAAUCGCCAUAGCUCGUUUUUAUAAUAAGGAUAGCUCUUCUAUAUGUUCGCUUUUACAUUUAUAUUGCUGAAAUGAUGCUGAACUAAGCAGUCUUCUUUUCUCCCGGAUACCUGAGCAUAUAGAUCACGUACCAGAAUUAUCCCAACUGACGCCUUUCAAAGCAGAAAGAUCUCGACUCCCGACUCUAUCUCGAAGCACUUUAGAUUAAAAUAACAAUAACUCCCCUAAAAAUAUCUAAAUUUCAUGUACUUCUCUUGGCCAUUUAAAGUUGACUGUAGUUAACUUUUAUUAUGAAAAGAAAUCUUUAUUUUAAAAAGCGCACGCCAAGUAUUUCUGCUGUCAACAUCUCAAAUGUCAACAAUUUUCAUGUUUUACAUGAGCAUUCACGGGAAAAGGACUUUGAAUCUUCACAACUACUCCAUAUUUCGACUACAGAUUAGCGCUUAUGAAAUUUGCUUUUGCAGGUUCGAAGAGGUUCUCCGGAUUAUGUGAGCAACCCUGGUCGAGGUCUGUGCAAAAAUGGUUAUGAUUUAGUUUCUUGUAAGCGAAAAUAAAUCAAGUUACCUUAGUCCGUCUGGAUGCGAGAGAUUCCUAAAACCGUCCACAGCCUAUACGACACUAAGACUGGUGGUCCUUAGUCACGAUCAUGGGACAGUAAAACGAUGAGUUGGACCUCUAGCUGUUAGCAAAUCGUUCGUCUUCCAGACAAGUAUACAUCAUUCGGGUUGCCGCAUUAUCAAAUUCGUGGAAAUUAAACCAACUUUAGCUCAAACUUGGAGUGGCUAAGCAUCCGAUGGCUAAUGCUCAACUCUGUUAGGUUUCUCAAUUCAGUUCAGUUUAUUGAGGGAAACAGGCUUGUGUCUUUAAGCAUCCUAUUUGCAAAGCUAAAGUCAAUCUAGAGUUCAGGGUUAAAAUAGUUUGGUGGAGAUCGUGAAAAUUUGAGCGUCAGUAUCAAACGCAGAAUUUAAUCUGCGACUCCGACUCAUUUCAGAUCACAAAUCUGUCAAGGCCGCCGUUAAAUUAGAUCAUUGAUGACGACAUCGCAACAUUUGCAGGGAAGACGUUCCAUGGUUUAACCAAACUUAUCCAACGCAUACAAAAGGUAUCUUUUGCUCUCACUUAUCAUGCUGGAUUCUAUAUGGCUUACGUCAAGGCACGAUCCUAAUAACGACACUUUCUCAAGCAAGCAAGUUUUCGGAACUUAAGUGUCAUGUCUUUCGGAAUGGAAUUUGAUUUAACUAGUAGGUUUUUUUAAAUUUAGAGUAGUUUUUGAGUGCCGGCACCGCUUAACGUCUUACGUGAUAAUUUUUCCAAACAAUUCCCCCUCAUACUGUGAACGGCUUGCUUCUUUGCUCGCCAUUUCUAAAAAUACUGAGAGCCGGACGCUUGAUAUACCAGUUAUCACUGCUUACAUACUGCAUGUCUAUCGCACACGUUUUCUCGACCAAUGUUUUUGUGGAAUUUAUCACUUUCAGCGGCCAUUUUCCCUCAGAUGUUUAAAAUACACUUGCUAUUAUACUGUGCUCACAUAAAAAUGAGGUAAACUACGUUCGAUCAUCGAAUAAGAUAAUCAGCUGUCUGAAUCCCCUUUUCUACCUUUAAGAUAUAAGAAAACUCUUUAGCAUUCUAUGGUUGGGAGUGGGUAGCCAGCAGGAGAAUGCAAAUAAAAUUCCCCGAAAUCUCUUUUCACUUCAAGACAUUAGCGACGGAAUUAUAGGGCGCCUCUGCGAAAAAACGCCAAAUACUCAUUGAUGUUAAGAGAGGGCGAUGAUAAACACAAUCAUCGAAUAAUUACUAUUCAUUUAACAUUGAUAUUUGAAGUCGAAAACCGCAUUUUACCAAAGAAAGACCUGCGACGUUUAGUGGGCGACAUGCAAGUCCCUGCCCCGCAUAAAUGUCGCCCCCCCGCCAAGGCUUUCCUAGUAAUAAUGUGUAGUGUGCGUGUUACCAAAUAGGAAGGUCUUGGAGGCAGCUACGGAAUGCAUUAAACGUAUCUCACUUAUAUGAUGAAUGUCUGGCAGUGUGCAGAUAUCAGUAUUUGAGGUGAAGGCACCUUAUGAAGUAUGACCCCAGCGUUUAGAAUGAAAAGGUUGAGGAGACGCAACUGGGGGACGAAUAAAGUCAAUCAGCCUUUGCCUGUCGACGGGAAAUAGAGACUGAAUGUCCCUGUCUGGUCUCGUAAAAAUAUGCUUGCAUUAGAAAUCUCGGAUUUUUUACAAGUCAGGGAAUUUGAAGUUAAGAAGACAGGAAGAAAGGGUGGGCAGUUCGGCAACCUGGUUAAGAUUGUAUGCAGAUAGUGGUAUGUGUUCCAACAGCAAUGACACUGCGGACAAGGCGACUGUAGUCGCCGAGGAGAAGCACUCAAUUUGGAACUCCGCCGCCCGAUUACUGAAGAACGAUUUUGACUGGGUGUGCCUUUCUACAAAAAAACUCUAAUUGACCUAUUUUUCUGAUUGUCCAUCUUCCGUUAAUUAGGUCAGUGCUUAUGAGGUUGGACAGGGGACAGACACUUUUUGCAAAAAAUGUGUGCUCCUAGAGGCUUUGAGUUGUUCAAAGGACUGAGUGAUGAGCUGCUGACGCAGAUAAAUAUGCUUGUGUAUGCAUACAGUGGAGUCUGCAGGUAUGGGUUGAGCUCUUGAUACUUGUAUCUAAAUGAGAUAUCAACCAGGAAGUUUGGUGGGUGUUUACAGUAAUUUUAAUUAGAUCCAACGUCUCUUGGAACUUUUAGCCUGCCUAGGCAAAACCCAGCUCAUGCCAAUGAUAGAUGAGACCUAAUCUCGCUUGCGUUAGCUUGUUUUGACCGGUAAAAUAUUCAAUAGAAUUUAGUGUGCCAAUCGAUGUUUUGUUUCCAUUUAAAGUAAAACCGUUUUCGGAAGAUUUCUGAUACAAGGACGGGACACCCCUACGGAACUAAGAGCUACCAUGCCAUAUUUAUGUGUAUGCCAAUUUGAAGUCAGUUUUUUAAUUUAUUUAGUAAGAAUAAUAGGCAAAGCCUUUCAAAACCUUAUUAAUUACACGUCGGCUCGUUAGAUACACCUGUACACGAACAAUGAAAAUAUUCGCUAUUAAAACAGUACUUGAUUCAUUUGAGUGGCAUUGUUUCAGAGGAACACAUAUCCGGGAUUACGAGGUAUUUAGCUCAGGCUCAGACUGUCGAGGGAAAACGGGGACACAAAUAAUCAUCCCAGCAUCUCCUGAAGAGUCGCAGGGAAUCACAUCCACCUCUGCCUGAGGGAGAUCGUUCCAUUUCUCCACAACCAUCUGUUCAAAAUAUUCGGAACGAAGACUCAGCCUGGACAUUUUUCUCCGUAGCUUCAUCGAGUGACCACGAAGAUUGGGUGAAAGGUGACACUGUAACAUGUUCUCAAAGCGUAAUCCAUGCUCAAGGCCACGCAUUAUCUUCUAAGCCAAGAUACGAUCACCUCUUUGCUUUCUGUAACACAAAGGGCAUAAAUUAAGGCAAUUCCGUCAGUCUGUGUACGAUUGGCUUUUUAAACCGUUCACCAGCUUCGUUGUACAAUGUUGUAUUGUAUCAAAGCAUGUUUGGUCCUUUAUUAGCCAUGGCCGCCAUGCUUGUACGCCAUAUUCUAAAUGGGAUCAGACAAAGGCGCCGUAAACUCUCCCAAAAAGACCUUUGUCAAAGGUUAGGAACGCUCUCUUGAUGGCAUGCAGCACCCCCAUGGCGAUUUUUGUAGCCCUGUUGCACUGCAGUCCUGGUUUCAUGACCUUCUGUAUCCAAACACCGAGAUCCUUCAGUGAAGAUUCUGCGGGGGCCUUAUAUCUUUCAGUUGAUAUGUCCUCAGUCUCUCAUUUGAAUGAAAGUAUGUUGCACGCAGAUGAAGGACGGCACACUUCACCGCAUUGAAAUCUAGAAGCCAUUUCUCUGAACACGCUUGCAGCCGAUACAGAUUAUUUUGAAGGGAACUCUGAUCAUUUGAACCCUUAAUGACUUGCCAGAGCUCAACGUCGUCGGAAAACAUUAUUUUGCCGCAAUCGAAUUCCUAAAGGCUGUAACGAACAUGAGGGAUGAAGAUAAAUGGUCCCAGAACUGAGACCUGAGGCGUACCACUAAUAGCGUUCACCCAUUCUGCCAUAUCAUCUCCAAUACAGACACUUUGUUUCCGACCAACCGGUCUUCUUUUGAUGAUCUCAAAGUUCUCCCCUAAGACAACGGAGUUCGCAAUUUGUUCCAUCCGUCAACCAGCCAGUGAGAGAAGAAUUUGGCCCGCAAUUCGAGUUUGGCCUAUUACGUCUUCAAUUUAUAUUGCUGCCCUCGAAGAUUUGUCGCCGCGCCAGUUCGAAGAAAUCGUCAAACUGAAGAGCACAGUCUAGCCCUCGGACGAUCGUGAUGGUCAUGAUCAUUUCCCCUCUGUAUUGUCUACAAGAGAUGAAAUACUUUUAGUUUUUCCAGGUGUCUCUCAUAAGGUAAGCUUCUAAAUCCGCCGACCAGCUUGGUCGGUUUUCGUUGUACGUUCUUCAGUAAGGUGCAAUCGUGUCUCCUUCAAGGACACCAUGCCUGAACACAAUAUUCCAACAUUGGUCAAACGAAUGCUCCAAAUACUCGGCCGCAAAGUUCUUCGUCAAAAUUACGGAAGGAUCUUCUAAUCGCGCCCCUGAUACCCAUAGCUUUCUUGGAUACCUUGGCGCAGUGAGACGAUUGUUUGAGAGUUGACUUCAUCCACACACCGAGGUCUCUUAUCUCGUUGACUGAUUCGUGUUGGCGACCUCCUAUAAAGUACUGAGAUUCAAAUCUAAACGGCCUCCUGUUGCUAGAUCGUAAUCGGAUAAGUUGGCACUUGUUGCGAUUGAGGGUAAGACACCACUCAUCACACCAUUGUUACAAUCGAUUCAGAUUGUCUUGUAAAUGUACAGAGUAUUCCGGGUUCCGUAUUGAUUUCCACAAUUUGAGAUCGUCGGCAAACAUUACAUGCUCGCAGUUCAGACAGUCCAGGCACUCGUUUACAUAUAUUAAGAACAGAGUUGGACCCAAAACGCUCCCCUGCAAAAGGACACUGUGGACGGAUGCCCAUUCCGAUUUGGCGUUUCCGAUACACACACGCUGAGGUCCGCCCGUGAGGAACGUGGCUAACAAUUUCAGCACAUUUCCACUCACGCCCAUUUGACGUAGCUUAACUAUAAGUCUUUUGUGUGUAACACUGUCAAAAGCCCUUCUGAAGUCAAUGUACACGGCAUCGACUGAUAAACCCAUGUCGACUGAUUUCGUCAAGCUCCCCAUUGAUACUAUUUGGGGCUGUUCUCACGCCACCUUAAUACAUAGGGCUUAUGUUUGCUUUCUUCCAUUCGGUAGGCAGGGCCUCCGUCUCCAUCGAAGUUCUGAAUAUUCUGGAUAACGGAGAGGCCAGUUAGUUUUACAACUCCUUAAGUAUCAGCCCAGGAAUCGCGUCGAGUACAGCAGACUUAUUUAUUUGACUGAGGACACGUCUUACUUCUUCGACGGAACAGAAGCGGUUUCAAUGACGGCAAUAUCUUGGCGCAUUUGAAGAUGACAGCUGCUUUGAUCUAUUUAAAAGUAUUGAUUGUAUUCUGAGGUCUCCUCUGUAAAAACCGGUCAAAAAACUAAGAUAGUAAUUGCACUCUCUGUGGCUCUUCAACUAAUAACUUUCCAAAGCUAUCCUUUAGACACGCAAUUUCUUCCCUAUGUUCUCUCCUACUGUGGAUGUACCCAUAAAACUUCUUGGUACGUGUAAUGGAUUCUGCUUUCAGUCGGCGCUCGAAAGAAGUUCUAGCAACCCGUGUUUUUUUGUGUUCCAAGUGCUGGGUCCUACUUGGCACCCUGAAAACAUACGUGACAGCGAACAUUUGUAUCCUUGGUAUUCGCGAGAUAUAGCUGUUGAUUACUGUGAAAUUCCUUUUGUUUGCAAAAGAAGCUAAGUGUUUUGGCAACAGACUGUCCAUAACCUUAUUCUGAACAUUCGGGUACCAAAUAAACGAGUUCGUAUGUGCGGCAUAAGGGCAAAAAAUCACGUAUAUUUUUCAUAUUCCUGGAUACAGAUGAAGGUGCUAAAUAUUAUGGCUAAUUAGUCCGUGUUAUAAUAUUGGUAGUCUUAGUAGCAGAAGGGAGGGGCAACAGCGAAUUCGGGUAGAUUGAUACAUUAGUAAUUCGGGUUCAUUCAGCGACUCAUAGACCUGACCAGCACCAGGGACCGAAAGAACAGCCGUGUGCUCGUACACGGUGCGAAUGAUUCACAGACGAGAUCUAUGAGGAAGGUCGUUGGGACUUUACCCAAACGACGUUCGCCCGUGCUCGUCACGCUACAUUCUCUGUCUCCGUAGAUCAGGUACUUAUUCAACCAGGAAUAGGCGCACAACGAACUACUGGCUUCCCGACAAAGAAUGCUAUUAUAGCUUGGUCGACUUCGACCUGGCAAUUGGGUGCCUGUUCGUGAAUUUCAUAAUCAGGAAGACUAAGGGAUCGUAUUUGAAUAUUUCUGUUUUAUAAUAGUUUUUGUCGUAUUUUAUCGAUAUGUUACUUAAUGCAGGUGCUUUCCAAAAAUUUGGAGGGAGAAUCCGAUUUUGGAGACCUAAAAUUCCAAAGAAAACGAUUACGAUUCCUUAGUUAUUUUCCAGACGUCUCCAGCAAGUCUAUAUGCAUGAGUGAGGUGUAUCGUCCAUACAUGUUGCUGAAAGAUUACCAUAACAAAUACACUCAAAAAAGAACCCCGAUAAAUGUUUUUUUCGGGCUUAGGCUGUUUUUAUGCCACGAAUAGGGCAGGAUAAAUUCUGUCGUUUUCAUUUCCCUCGUAAGGUUUCGUAGUUAUACAUCACAGCAUUCUCCUUUCAACUUAAGUACCAGAGGCUUCAAUAUCUGAGAGUUGUGCUUCACAUUCAAGUCAACGUUUGCAGAUAUUUGCAACACGAGCUCGCAAAAAAUGAUAAAUUUAUGCGUCCGGUGAACGCUUUUUUCGUGCUGCGCUUUUUGUCUUUUAUUUCGGUGAAAGUUUUGUAGAUUAUGCAAUUACUCGAUAUAUGUUUUACUAGUUCACUGUCUUUGACCGCCAUAGUAAUGAUUGAAUUAAAUAUUGCACUAUUUAAAUGGAGCACAGUGCACGAGAACCCAGUUAAAGAUCAUUCCAAAAAAGUAAAUAAUGCCUGCAUUAAAAUUCGAAGGAACGCUUAUUCUUAAAAAGGUAUUUGAAGUUAAUUUUCUAUUUUCCAGUUAUUUCCUGUCGAUACAUAUCUCAAUUAUCGCGACGAUGUUUGUGUGUUCAUAAAUAUUUUCGAUACGGUUAAAUUAUCAAAACUAAGCGAACCAACUUUUCCACUGGAAGUCCACGAAAUAUUUGCAUUUGAAAAGGUACCUUGGUCAACUUCCUCUUUGCUUAGGUGAAUAGGUCUUUUACGAUGUUAGCUCUUCUUAUGAACUUUGUCGAAAACUGGAAGGCAUGUAGUCUUAUAAAAUAUUAGCUUGCACAUAGAUAUGCCAGUCACCAUCGAACUGCGACAGGUAACGGACUGCCAUCGAGGUGGAACAUUACUGGCUUAUUUUGACGGGAACGCUCGGGAUUUGUUUGACCCAUGUCCAGUUUUUUGCAGCACCUUAGGUACCAAUCGUGAACUCCUAAUGCGAUCGAACAAGGUAAGACGCGUGACAAUUACUCAGUCUGGACUUAGUCAUCGUCACCAAGAUUAGAAUUUUCAACGAGCACUAAAAUUGUUCCAUAUGUUCCAAGUCCUCCACCCACCUGCGUAUGCCCAUUUAUUACUUAAGCAAUAACUACUUUAGCAUACAGACGGGCGCUGCUGCUGCAAUCACAAGCAAGUCCCAAAUUUUAUUUAUUAUGGCCAGGUCUUCAUCUAAUUACGCAAGGCCAACGUUUACGAGUGCACUAAAAUCAACCAAUACAACUUCCACUCUGACAGGAAAAAAUCCAUCCAGGCACGUGGUAAGUUGCCUUAGCACUUUAUACUUUGAUGAACGGCUGAGCGAGGGAACCUUCCUUUCGUUUAAAAAACGUCUCGAAAUUUGCAGAACUUAACCUAGCUGAUGUUCUAAAUGUGUUUUUUGGGACCAAAAGUGUGCGUAUCUCUUACAUUUAUGAAGUAGACAUGAAAGAGCUUUGGCAUGAGAGCAAUACUUGGCAGAUGAACAGUUGCCGCGUACGUAUGGAUGAUUUCCUCCUGCUCAUAUGUAUAUGUAUUUUGAAAUCUACUUAAGGAAAAUCCACCUACUGGACUGCUUUAAACUUCCUCAUUGUUUUUCAGGCAAUCUUUGGUCAGAGAAAUAAUAAAAUCAUGAAUAAUUUUGAUUGUUAUGUUUUUGCCUUAUAGAACUGUUUUAACACAGUGCCAGGAUUUGUGGAUAGCCGUAGUCCAUCUAAAUCUCCUUUAGGAAGACCCACUACAUCGAUUCUUCGUACGUAAAAGCUUUUUUAUCUUUCCUUUGAAAAAUUUAGUAUUUAUAACGAGCUAUAUAUUACAAAAACCGAGUUAAAUUUAUAUAGUAGCUUGCCGACAAAUGUCAAAUAAAUCAUGCAUUUAAAUUCAGCUCUACUCGUAUAUGUACUUCCAAAAUGCCGUAAUAAACGUAACUACGACACUUUAUAUGCAGACAAAUACCUAGAAAUCUUUUAUUUCUGAAUAUUUUACUUUCUUUGUUAUCGAACGUGGUAACUUUUGCAAAAUAACAUUUUAGCUUGUUGUCGGUGCCCGGCAGACUGCUGCUGUGUAAGUCUUUCAAAAUAUGCUCUCAUAAUCUUUGAUUUUUGUUGGGUGAUUACUUAACCUUUCAGACAAACUUUCUUUUAUUUCAGAAAGCCAUGUCUAUAUUUAUAUGUCAGGAGCUCCAAAAUUUGUAAACUCAAAAGCGUUUGCUUCUUCCUUUUCGCGUUAAUAGAGAGUAUUGUUAUAAAUAAUCCAGUCAAGUUCUUUGGUUGUCGUUCUAUAAAGUAAAAUUAGCAAUACUUGCUGCAUAAUCACUCAACUGCAGAUGGUCGUCCGCUUUCGUAAUAUGUGGAACUCGACUCUGUCAUUUUCUCGAAUGUAUCGGGGUGUACAGCUUUAAAUUUGUUAGGUGAUCUAAAAGGCGCCGACUCCAAUACCAACAUGCUAGGAAGUUGAAUCAACGCAAAAAAUUUUCUAAUCCUGACUGGUUUCGAAAAGACAUGCCUAAAAAUCUAGUUGGUCUGAUGGCGUACCUUACGAACAUAUAAAUUCCUUUUUUCGAAAAUAUUAACGGUGUCCUAAAACGCAGUCAACUAAUCCAACAUUACUAACAUUCACAUUACCUCACAUUUAGGUCCGCAAAGUGACACCCUCUAGUGAUCUUACUGAGAAGGAAUUAAAAGCGGCCCAGGAACGAAGGUUUGUUCAGUUAUUUCCUUAUCUCUGUGGUGUUCUUAGUUUUGUCAGUGAAUGUUGCAUUUAACCUAGUUUUUUAGCAUAAUGAGUCUGUUGCAAAAUUUCGUCCGUCUAUGUGUUUCAACCAAAGCAAAGAACUUUGCAUCAAUUUUACAUAUAUAUUUCAGUAACUCUCUAAAUUAGCGCUGCAGCGGCUUCCAGCUGAUGCCUUUUGUGCACGCGGUUUAAUAAAAUGAAUAUUCAGGAUGUAUCUAAUUCUAAAGCCUAACGGCUGUCAGAGUUUUUUCCGCCAGUACGGGAUUCUUAACUGAUAAAAGAUUAUGCGGUGACGCCCAUUGUCUCCAUCCUCGGUAUCUUUUAAUUAAGUCAAUUUCAGGUAAGCCGUAAGGCUCAGCAUUGCAAUUGGUGGGACGGGCCUCAAAUGUUUUUGCAUUUUCUCACACUUGCUUUAGGAAAAACCUGUUAUUCAGCGAAAUAUUAUAAAGGACCAUAUUAGUUUAUUAGAAGCUAGAUCAUUUUUCCUCAAAGUCCUUUCACGUCUUAAAAGGAGAAAAACACACACUUUGUGUAUAGGGCAAAAGACUGUAAAUCUGAUCCCUAAAUCCACGACUUUAUUAUUUUAAUAAAGAGAGAACCUAUUAAACAUAAUUCCGCUCGCCCAAAUCAAUGAACAAGGUUUGAACAUUUAGCCUUGGCAGAGAAUCCAAGAAGCUAUAAAGUAGUUUAAACAGAAACACUCUGACUCAUUGACCAAUUAGACGGAUGAAUGUGAAUUGAUGCUUUUAGUCAAUAAACAAGUCCUAAGUUUUCAUUUUUUUUCAGUAACAAGUAGCUGAGUCAUCUUCUGUCUACUGGAGCGAAAAACUGACCUUUUGUCGUUUAACAGGAUGUUCUACAUUCAACUGUUUCCUGUUCCGAUGCAAAAUCCUCUUUGCCUCUUUUUAAGUCCACAUGACAUAACAUCCUCCCUUAAGACUCUAAUCUAACUCACCCACUUUCAGAUACGAUACUAUACCUCGCCGUGACCCUAUUGGGAGCAUUUGCGACUAUAAUGGGUGAAGAAUAAGCCAUUUAGAACAAAAAGCUAUCAAGAGCAGGAUUGGUCUCCACGCGAGAGUGUACGAUAAGUGAACCAGGAUAAUGACAACGUGCACAGGUGUUUCAUAGAUUUUGGUGUACCUGUAUGCUUAGACGGGUGACAAACAAACGAUCUGGUAGAUCAGAGCAACGUCUGACCAUGAUUGUUAUUUUCGUUGGGUCUUGGUUUCCGUAAUCAGUUUUUUAAAGGCCGUAGCUUUUUAAUAACUUUCUUAAAUUGUUCUUAAUGUUCCGGCAGAUUGACCCUUAAGUUUUGUUUGAUUUAUGCACUGUUUCAUUACUGUCUAGAUAAAUUGUCAGAUUUGUCUCCUUACCCUUUUUAACUGUCUCUUUUUAGCGACCGCUACUGGCACAUGUACCGUUUCUGGCAGCGAGAAGUCGAGAACAUCCGUCGAAAUAGGACGUAG
Molecule: messenger RNA, 22076 nt
Organism: Spirometra erinaceieuropaei
Lineage: Eukaryota; Metazoa; Platyhelminthes; Cestoda; Diphyllobothriidea; Diphyllobothriidae
Source: the annotation of a GenBank genome assembly